AUGGAUUCUGGUCACAUAAAUUCAUCAUCGUCGACGUCGUCAAGGCGGACAUGCCUCUGUUCUCCGACGAACCAUCCGGGCUCAUUCCGGUGCGCACGCCACCGCAGCUCGUCUCCUAAAGUAGGGAGAAAAUUGAUCGCGGAGCAAUUAAAUCGAUUGGAUAUUAAGAAGACGAAUCUGGUGAAAGAGUUUCUGUUGAAGAUAAUCAAACCGUCGAGUCAUGAUAUCCAAAGGAGGAAGAAUUUUGAGCCGAAGCCUUCCAGGUUCUCUGUUUUGGAUCAUUGCACCCACGGCGGCAAGGAAUUGGUUGUUUCUUAA
Molecule: messenger RNA, 318 nt
Organism: Lactuca virosa
Lineage: Eukaryota; Viridiplantae; Streptophyta; Magnoliopsida; Asterales; Asteraceae
Source: the annotation of a GenBank genome assembly